CGAACAAAAUUCAUAAUCGUAAUUCGUAAAUAUGAAUAUUUGGCGAAUUUGACCGUUUAUGUAUUUUUACUAAUUUAUUUAUCUUAUUUUCACGAAUCAUGAAUUGUAGAACAUGUCUCUUUCUGAAAGUGACAGAAAGUCGUAUGAGAAAAUAAGAGAGCGAUUGCGGAGUGCAAUCCCAGAUCCGUUCUUCGGUGCAAGUAUCAUUAGUCGUUACAGUUACUGGUGUUCGUAAUGCUUCCCGUUCCUCACUGCUCCAGUGUUCCUGGCAGAAUUUAUACAGUUACGAAAUACAGCAUUAUUAAUGAUGGAUGUGGCUGGAUAUCCCGAAGUGUUCGCUGCGCGCAACCUAUCCGACACCUUCCGGAACGCGGUGGCAUACGUGCUGAAGCUCUUAUCCAAGGAUUAUCUCCCCGUCAAAUUACGAAACCUGAUCGAAGCCCUCCAUGACGAGAUUGUUUUUGCCCUCGAUCUCCUGCUGAAUCUCUAUCAUUUGCGGUAUUUCCACGCUUCAUGGGCGGAGAAAUACGCCGGAUUAAUUCGGCGGACGCCUGGCCGUUUCGUCAUCGCCAAAUCCCUUUUGGAUCUCGCCAUCGUCCCUUAUAUUUUCCGCAAGUGGGAAAAACUCUAUCUUCGUCUUCGUGAUCGCUGCCGCUCAUCCAGUGGCGUACAAUCCCGCUUCGUAGCCUGUUAUCCCUACGUCCGCUACGUAGCCGCCUUCCUCAACGUGUACAUCCUCCUCCGCUAUCUGCUCCGUAAAAUCCCGCAUCCGGGAUUGCUCCUGUUCCUCCUGGAUAUCCGGUUGCAGCGGCGCUCACUCGCCGACAUUCCUGAAGUAUCCCUCCAGUCUUCCCUUGGGGAGCGCCUUCUCCAUGGUGGAUUUCGGGCGUUUUCCGCGCUGUUGACGGUGGGAGGGGGUUUGGCGCAGUUCUGGCGGCAGUAUGGCGAGGAAGUGCGGGAUGCGAUGGUCGGUGUGCCGUCGCCGCCGCGGCUGCCGGACAGCUGCGUUGUGUUGCGUCCGGGGAGGUGUCCGGUGUGUGGACAAGGAUGGCGGCAACCGGUGGCGGUGCCGGCGACCGGGAUAGUGUUCUGCCGGAUGUGUGUAUUGCCGAUUGUGGAGGCGACGGGGAAAUGCCCGCUGACGAGAUGCUCGCUGGAUGUGAAUGCAUUAGUUCCGCUUUAUCUGUGAAAAUGUGGAUUUUGUAAGGGAGUGUUAUUGAUUUUAAACUUUUUGCGGAAUAGUGUGAUGACUGGUCGAUAUCGGAUCAUUUUGGAAUAAGUAUUCGUUCUGGCUGCCUGCCCUUGAGUAAAUUAUUCACAAAGAAAUAAAAGAG
Paramacrobiotus metropolitanus is the source of this 1334-nucleotide messenger RNA. RefSeq names its product peroxisome assembly protein 12-like. Bases 305 to 1189 code for a protein of 294 amino acids. NCBI's taxonomy places the organism in Eukaryota, Metazoa, Tardigrada, Eutardigrada, Parachela, Macrobiotidae. The record is from RefSeq and is a predicted model, not a curated record. Gene Ontology annotation, cellular component: peroxisomal membrane; peroxisomal importomer complex. Gene Ontology annotation, biological process: protein monoubiquitination; protein import into peroxisome matrix. Gene Ontology annotation, molecular function: ubiquitin-protein transferase activity; zinc ion binding; protein binding. The transcript has a single exon.